Messenger RNA from Metarhizium acridum CQMa 102, 1029 nucleotides. The record is from RefSeq and is a predicted model, not a curated record. NCBI's taxonomy places the organism in Eukaryota, Fungi, Ascomycota, Sordariomycetes, Hypocreales, Clavicipitaceae.
AUGCCGCCCCCGUCGUCGGCACAGCAAAAAGUCCUGACUGCCCAGUUCCUGUCUCUCACAGGCGCUACCGAGCGGCAGGCUACCAAGGUAUGUGUUGUGGCCAACGUCGAACCCGGGCUGCUCAAGGUCAAGGUCACCUCACCUCUCAUUUGCCCCUCGCCCCUCCCCCGGCCCGAUUGCGAUGUGCGUUUGGAGGUGGUGCCGCUGCCUCAUCGCCGGAACUUCGUGAGGAACUUCGUGAGACGUUUGAUAAAGAUUGAGCUAAUGGAUGUGCUUGUGGUGCAGUUUUUGAAAUCGACUGGCUACAAGAUCAACGAGGCCGUUGAUGCGUUCUAUUCUUCCGGAAAUGAGGUCAAAGGUCCGUCACCAACCGAAUCCAAGCUCGACGCUCAGUUCGACACAUUGCGAGAUGAAAAGAACGAUGAGAAGGACAAGAUGGAACUCGAAUCGACAAUGGAAUAUUUGAGCAGCAAAUUGAACAUUAGUCUAGAGAAUGCUGAACUUUUUGUCGCCUUAGAACUGCUCCAAGCGCCCAGCGUAGGCGAAAUCACUCGUCGCGGCUAUGUUGAUGGAUGGAAAGCAGCAGGUGCCGGCACGACACAUCAGGAACACGCCCUUCACAUCCAGCGCCUUUCAUCUGCGCUCUCGACAAACCCCGUGCUGUUUAAGAGGGUAUACAAGUAUACGUUUGUGGCUGGCCGCGAAGGUGACCAGAAAGCCCUUAGUCUAGAGAAUGCCCUGAUUUACUGGGGUAUGCUAUUUUCGCCCCCUGGUAUGUUGUGGAAGAGCGAGAACCACGAUUGGUUGGACCUGUGGAAGACCUUUCUCAACGAAAAGUGGACUCGAUCAGUCAACAAAGACAUGUGGAAUAUGACGUUGGAAUUCGCUUUGAAGUCCGUGGCGGAUGAGAGCUUGUCCUUCUGGAACGAGGACGGUGCCUGGCCUAGUGUAAUCGAUGACUUUGUCGAAUGGUGCCGUGGCAAGGGUAUUGGGAAGCAAGAAACAAUGGACGUUGAAGCGGAGCAGUGA